Molecule: messenger RNA, 228 nt
Organism: Acanthoscelides obtectus
Lineage: Eukaryota; Metazoa; Arthropoda; Insecta; Coleoptera; Chrysomelidae
Source: the annotation of a GenBank genome assembly
AUGGGUGAGGGAUACCAUUUCUGUGUGCGAACUGAUAUGCCAGAAAGCGGAGCGACUUCAAGUUACGAUUCGUCAGGCGACAGAUUUAUUGCAUUGUACAAAAGUUUCCCAUGCAUUUGGCGUGUCAAGUCCAGGGAGUAUAGUGACAGGAAUAAAGAGGCUUGUGAGAGUUUAGUGAAGAAAUUCAAAGAAAUUCAUGCAACGGCAACUUUGGACUUUGAUAUAUAA